CCGGUGUCCCCCCAGAUGCUGGCCGUGCUCUGCCUGGCCCUGCUGGCCGCGGUGGCCCCCGCGGUGGCCCCCGGGGGGGCUCUGUCCUUCCUGGCGCUGGGGGACUGGGGGGGGCUGCCCGAGCCCCCCUUUGUCACCCCCCGGCAGGUGGCCGUGGCGGCCGCCAUGGGCCGCGCUGUCACCGAGCUGGGCGGGGACUUCGUGCUGGCCCUCGGGGACAACUUCUACUACGAGGGCGUGCGCGACGAGUGGGACCCGCGCUUCCAGGACACCUUCGAGCGCGUGUUCGCGGCCCCGGCGCUCCGCGGCGUCCCCUGGUUCGUCAUGGCCGGGAACCACGACCACGCCGGGAACGUCACCGGGCAGCUGAGCUACAGCGGCCACUCGCCGCGCUGGUGUCCCCAGGUGUCCCCAGGUGUCCCCAGGUGUCCCCUCCCUGUCCCCAGGCGCUUCCCCCACCCGUACUACAGCCUGCGGCUGCACCUGCCGGGCUCCAACGCCUCGGCGCGGCUGCUGGUGCUGGACUCGGUUCUGCUCUGCGGCCGCGGCGACGAUUUCGGCGCGGGCCCGGCGGGGCCGGGGGACGCGGCGGCGGCGGCGGCGCAGCUGGGCUGGCUGCGGGCGCAGCUGGCGGCGGCGGCCGGGGACAGCUUCGUGCUGGUGGCCGGGCACUACCCGCUCUGGUCCGUGGGCAAGCACGGCCCCACGGCGUGCCUGCUGCGGCUGCUGCGGCCGCUGCUGCGGCGGCACCGCGUCAGCGCCUACCUGAGCGGGCACGACCACAACCUGCAGGUGAGACAGGGACAAGGGGGGGUGGGCUACGUCCUGAGCGGCGCCGGGAACUUCAUGGAGGACGCACGGCCGCACGAGGCCUCGGUGCCCCCCGGGGCGCUCCGCUUCUUCUUCGGGAGCCCCGGCAGCCCCGGCGGCUUCGCCCACGUGCGCCUGGAGCCGCGCGCCGCCACCGUCACCUUCCUGGAGGCCAGCGGGCGCGUCCUGCACCGCGUGGAGCUGCCGCCGCGGCGGCCAUGAG
Messenger RNA from Passer domesticus (house sparrow), 1033 nucleotides. It is a transcript of the gene ACP5, whose product is annotated as acid phosphatase 5, tartrate resistant. The transcript has 4 exons. Bases 16 to 1032 code for a protein of 338 amino acids. NCBI's taxonomy places the organism in Eukaryota, Metazoa, Chordata, Aves, Passeriformes, Passeridae. The record is from RefSeq and is a predicted model, not a curated record. Gene Ontology annotation, molecular function: acid phosphatase activity; ferric iron binding; ferrous iron binding. Gene Ontology annotation, biological process: bone resorption.